CUCCAAAUACGGGUCGCGCUAUCCACUACGCCACCAUGGUACGCCCAGGUAUUUUUAUAUUGAAAGAAAUCCUACUAGUUUUCGAGCAGCACCACCCCGCAAAGUCGGCUUUAUUCAGUAGUCGACUCAAAGUUCCCUUAUCUGAGGAAACAGGAGAUGAGGAUUUCCUGUACGCUGAACAUCUGCUCUUCAGCUACAGCGCUGUUUCUCGGAUGGUUUCCACUUCAUUUUCUUCAUCUCCGUACUGAAUCUGAAAAACAAAUAUGGUUGUCUUAAAACUAAUAUUUCUGCUGAGUACGUGGAGCUUUACUGUUACAGCAACAGAGCUAUGGAUGAAGCAUUAUCAACCGAAGAACAGCUCUGUGUGUCUCCGUGUCCAAAAACCUCCUCCAUACAGAGGCGGUAUUUGGACAUUUAAUGGAAAAUUUGUCGCUGAUAAGGAGUUUACCCAUAAAGACUAUGCAGAGAGAAUGGUUUUCACCUCUGAAAACCAUUCUUUGUGUAUAAAUAGACUGACUGAAAACGACACGGGCAUCUUUAAGGUCACUUACUUGUCCAACCUUAUUCAACAAUCAGAAAAUCACCAAAUUAUUUUACAAGGAAUGAUUCCCAGACCAGUGAUGGCUGUGACACCAGAACGUCGUUCCAAUCUUUCAGCAGAAUCAUGUGAUUUCACAGUGAACUGCUCCAUCCAGGAUGAUUGGCUGGGGUCCGUCUGUCAUAAAAACGGUUGCAGGACGUCUCAGAGGUCCUUUAGCAACGUCAACAUCAGCAUCUUGAUUGAAAACACAGUUGUUGUCUGCAGUGGAAACAACCACGUCAGCACAAAUAACGUCUCUCAAAACAUUCCAACUACGUGUUUCGUAAAGACGAAUCUUGAACUUAAAGAGGAAUUACACAAUCGUCCUAAUACACUUUAUAUUACCGUCAUUGUCAUUGCUGUUGUUGUUGUUGUUGUAAUAUUCCUCAGUUUUGUUAUUGCCAGAAAAUAUUGGAAAUCCAAACAUAAUCAGGAGACAGCGUCUGUUGCCCAGUUAAUACAAAGCGGACCACUAGAGACCCAGCAGCCUUCUGAGCCCAGAGCCUCAACGUCUUCCAGUGAAGCGGACCCUUCAUAUGAGAACGUGGAAGCCAAUCAGCCCAGAGAGACCAGCGACCCGAGACAUGAGGUCAUCAGUGAGAGUCAGGAGGUAGACACCGUCUACAGCGUCCCCAGAAAGGCUGCGUCUUGUGUCAAAAGGGACAAGAAACAAGAUGCGUUACAAGAUGAGAACACGCAAAGGACUUCGACUUCAGGGUGCGUCAAUGUAAAUAUGGACCUGAGCUCCACACAAACAGAGACCGUGUACAGUGUGCUGGAGAUGCCCAAAAAAUCUGAACACAUAGCACCACCAAGAGGACAAGUGUGAGUCUAAGAAGCCGAGAGCAACUCAAAGAAAGAUCAGCCAGGAAGUGAACUCCAAAUGAAUUACAAUAUGCUGUUGCUUAUCUAAGAUCAAUGGCAUUGGCAAAAGAUUCAAGAGGAAAACAGGUUGAACAAUGUAACAAACUUAAUUUGUAUUUUUUUUUUUUUUUUUUUUACAAAUUAAACGUCAGCAUUGAGAAAGACUGAACAUCUUUUCAGGCAGAUCUUUAACAGCAGGUUUUUAUUUUAGCAUCAGUGGUUAACUACAGUGGUGAGAAAAUAAAGUUCUGACAGUCAGGACAAAAUCAAGGGGGGAAGAUGCGUCAUACUUGGCCUGGUCUGAGGUUGGCAGGAAUGUCUGUCAGAAUGAUUUUCUGGUCAGAGACAGAUGAGGUUAAAUUAGUAAAUAUGCUCAUGGUAUUAGUCUGUAUGCUCAUUAUAGUGACCCGGGAAAGAAACUGUCUCUGUUGCAGUUUCUUUCCCUGCUUCCUGAGCUGAAGCAGGAAGUACAGGAAGUUCUUCUGAACAGUGUCUGUGUGUGAAGAUCAUCUCCGGCCCCAAGUUAGGGAGGCUCCUCAGGAGCGUAAUGGUCCACGGGAGCCACAGCGUCUACAAAUGACGUCAAGGUUCAAUGUUCCUCUAGCGUCUGGUUAAAUACAAUUUUGUAAAAAACUUCCACAGUAUUUUCAGUCAGUAAUAAAUUAUUACCAAGCUACGUAAAUUCUCACACAAAGUAAUAUGAAAAUGUUGCAAAUAUAUGAGAACAAGAUGGCGCCAGCGCUUCUGGCUGCUCCCGUCGUGUGUGUUAAUCUGUGUAUAUUUGCUGUAACCGAUUAAUGAUCCGUGCUUGACGAAC
Molecule: messenger RNA, 2261 nt
Organism: Xiphophorus hellerii (green swordtail)
Lineage: Eukaryota; Metazoa; Chordata; Actinopteri; Cyprinodontiformes; Poeciliidae
Exons: 5
Coding region: 264-1409 (381 amino acids)
Source: RefSeq, a predicted model, not a curated record